This is a messenger RNA of Brugia malayi, 429 nucleotides long. RefSeq lists its product as uncharacterized. The transcript has 2 exons. Bases 1 to 429 code for a protein of 142 amino acids. NCBI's taxonomy places the organism in Eukaryota, Metazoa, Nematoda, Chromadorea, Rhabditida, Onchocercidae. The record is from RefSeq and is a predicted model, not a curated record.
AUGGAAUCUGCGGAGGAAAUGAUAGAAUCUACAGAAGAAGCAAUGGAAUCUGCGGAAGAAGAAUCUGGAUCUGUAGAAGGAGCAGGAGGAUCUAUGGAAAUAUCAGGAUCAGCGGAAGAAGAAGGAGGAUCUAUGGAAGCAUCGGGAUCUUCGGGAGAGGUACCAGCAUCUAAGACAAGAAUGCCGGGACCUGCGGAAAUAGAAUCGAGGUCUGAGGCAAGAAUUGGAGGAUCUGCGGAAAGAGCAUCGAGAUCUGAGGUAAGAAUGCCAGGAUCUGCGGGAAGAAGGUCGAGAUCUACACGAAGUGUAUCGAUAUCUGCAAGAGUAUUGCCAUCGAUACCAUCAGAAUAUCUCUGUUCAAUUUGCAAUAAUGUAACAUUGAACUCAUUGAGGUAUCCUAUUGGACUUUUGUGUAGCGUAAACUGUUAA